AUGGCCGCCAACACCACCUCCAACAUCACCGCCGCGACCCUUGUCAUGGCAACGCCGCACGACAAGGCCAUGCUUCUGGACGUCCACGGCCUCCUCGACAAGAUCUUCGCGCGGAACCAGAACCAGCACCGCCGCAGCCACUGGUGGAAGUCGCUGCACGCCUUCCGCAAGCAGCUUGGCCUCCUGCUGGAGGAGAUGGCUGGCUCAAAGGCCGAAGCCAAGAUCGAAGCUCGGCUUCGCUACUGGGAUGAGAAGUUCAUCCACAUGUGGUACUACCAGCUCGUCGCCGUGGGCCCGUUUGCGAUGCUAGGCAUCGUCAUGAUGGCGAGCGUUGCGCGCGUGUGCCGCAUCUGCGGUAUCACCGCGGUGUACGAGGAGAUCGCCUCAGGCGACAUCAAAGGCGUUUUGAGCGCCAAUGAUGAAUUGGCUUUGGCGGGAGAGUUUGCUGGGGUGUUGGAUGAAGAGGAGGGUUGGGGUGAGGAUGAGGGUGUGGUGGUGGAGAGGGAGGAGUAG
Parastagonospora nodorum SN15 is the source of this 513-nucleotide messenger RNA. RefSeq lists its product as hypothetical. The coding region runs from base 1 to 513 and encodes 170 amino acids. Gene Ontology annotation, cellular component: ribonuclease MRP complex. Gene Ontology annotation, molecular function: rRNA primary transcript binding. NCBI's taxonomy places the organism in Eukaryota, Fungi, Ascomycota, Dothideomycetes, Pleosporales, Phaeosphaeriaceae. The transcript has 2 exons. The record is from RefSeq and is a predicted model, not a curated record. Gene Ontology annotation, biological process: nuclear-transcribed mRNA catabolic process, RNase MRP-dependent; maturation of 5.8S rRNA from tricistronic rRNA transcript (SSU-rRNA, 5.8S rRNA, LSU-rRNA).